Molecule: messenger RNA, 6736 nt
Organism: Seriola aureovittata
Lineage: Eukaryota; Metazoa; Chordata; Actinopteri; Carangiformes; Carangidae
Product: zinc finger protein 384
Exons: 4
Coding region: 1021-5475 (1484 amino acids)
Biological process (GO): regulation of transcription by RNA polymerase II
Molecular function (GO): DNA-binding transcription factor activity; RNA polymerase II cis-regulatory region sequence-specific DNA binding
Source: RefSeq, a predicted model, not a curated record
GUGGACGAGGAUCCCCGUUUUAACCCAGUGUGUAACCAAACAUUGAAUCAGUCGUGAGCCCCGCUGGUGCUACCCGGAAAUAUUACAAGGGCCGGAAAGGACCAAUGUUAAGGGAGCACACGUCACUCACUUUUACCCAAAAAUAUUAUCACCGACCAUCCAAAUCCCUCUCGGCCGUCGAAAUCUUUAGCAAAAACUCCCUGCCAGCGCAAACUAUCGAAAUGAAAUGGCGAGGAGGCGGCUGCAGUACCCGUCGGCGUUGAUUUCUGGGGGGCACGGUGUACGCGUUCACCCAGCUCAGCAUCAGUGAAAAUGGCUCUGGCUAACGACUGGAAAACAGCACGCAGAAAUGGAAGCGGUGAUAGCUAGCUAGGCAGUCAGAAGAAGGCGUGACAGGCCUCAUCCAUCUGCAACCGUGCUCCGCAACUGGAUGCGUAGGAUUGCUGAUUUACAUUAAAAUGAGAGGCAGUCAAAUAUGCGAUAGAUUAUCUCCCUCAUCUACCAGGGGAGCUCACUCCCCGCUAGGUUCAUCGCAUCGAUUAGAGGAAACGGUAAGAUUUUACGAGCUAUAGGAACUUCUUGGCUGAACACGGAUGAGGAAUCUUAGAUGAAGGAAAAUAUCAACGCUGUUACUCUCAAAGGAAACAAGAAGAAGUCAUUUGAACUGCUUCUCAAUAAAGCUAUUCUAAGCAAUUUUGAAAUUAGGUGGAACUCAUCUACUUGUCAAAAAGACACUUUUAGCCUUUGAUCAUAAACUCAUCUUCCUGGCUACCCCACUCAUUUUGGAAGUAGAGUGUGGGCAGUGGAUGAACAAGAGGGAGUAGCAGCACCAGAAGUAAACUAUCUGGAGAAACGAACUUAAGAUUUAAGCUGACUUUCAAGUAGUUCUGAAAAAAGUAGCAUAACCUCACCCUUAGGGUAAAGUUUGUUUGUCUUUCACCAGUCAGUGGUGGGAUCAUUGUUGCCGCUCCUAGCGCUGGAGGUUUGGCCCCUGCACCCCCAUGUGCCAGUGAGUGGGAAAUGUUCCAAUUUGGAAAAUACAAUCUGGACAUUAUAGAGAUGUUAAGUGGGCACCAGGCCCACCAGUUCAAAGGCCUUGGUUUAGAUCGACAACUACAGCAUCAACAGCAAGUGCAACUUCACCAGCAUCAACUCCAGCAGCAGCAGCAGCAGCAGGCUGAGUCUUCUGGAGCUCUUCUGUCUGGACUUGGCUUGGGCCCCCUGCAGGGGUCUAGAGGUAACGCCUUUUCUGAUUCUGCCUCCAUUUUUGCCAAGAUGAGUGCCCCUCCUCCCCCACCUUUACAACAACAGCCUUCCUCAUCUCAGAGCUCUCGUUCAAAGUCAAGCAAGAUGAGCAGCAGCAGCUCAAGCCAUUCUUCAGGCUACCCACAGUUCCUGCGCUCUUUCCACCCGUCUGAGGCAGCACUAGCACAGGAGCAGUUACACCCAGGUGUAGGCCGCUUUGAGCACUUUGCUGGGGGAAGUAGCAGUAGUGGGAGUGCUGGGGGAUUAGGAGGAUUAGUAACAUCAGCACCUCCACCCCCUCCUCCUCUGCAUCCUGGCCUCUCUGUCCCCCAGGCAUCACCCGGUCCCUCCUCUUCCUCUCCUUCCCCUUCAACCUCUGUGGCCACCUCUAAUAACCCCUCCAGCAGCAGUGCAGUCAGCUCAUUGGGACACCAGUUGGUUGGGGCCCAGUCUGAUGCACGGAGCCUUCACCAACAGUUUAGUUGCAUGUUAGCUGCUAAUCAGUAUUUUCUUUCUGGGGUGCCUACUAAUGCUAGUUUAGAACAAUUUCUUGUUCAACAGGGAACUCAUAACCACUUAGGGAUUGGUUUAAGUCAGACAGGUGGGGAGCCUAGUACUAGCCUCGCUCCGCCUCCUGCUUUGCAUUCCUCUCACUCACAUGGCCACUCCACUACCCAGCCACAGCAGACUUCACAGCAGCCUCCCCAGCAGCAACAGCUUCCACCUCAUACCCUUUCUCAUCCUCACUCUCAUUCUCAUCCUCACCACCCGCUCCACCCAGGCUCCCAACCCUCAUCCCUAGGUGGCUUUGACUUCCAGGGCAUCCCUGUACUGUCAUCAAAUCAAAUAGCUUCUCUGAUGCAGCAGGAAGCAGGUUUGCCCCUCCCCUUGCCACUUCAUUUAUCCUUAUCUAAGGAUGAUGGUAAAGGGGAAAGCAGUGGAGGUGGAAGUAGUAGUAGUGGUAGCAGCAGCAGUAGGAGGAAGAAAGCUAUGGCUGGAUAUUUGCCACAGAGAAAAUCUGAUAACAGUAGUAAUAGCAGUAGCAAUCAUGGCCACAGCAGCCACAGUGGUAAUCCCAGCUCUAGUAGUAAUGGAGGGCUGAGUCAUGGUCAUCCUCCAGCUUUAAUUGGGAGUGGGGUUGGUAUGUCAAACAUGGGUGGAGACCCAUCAUCCCUUCUUGCCUCAUCAUCUUCAUCCUCAUCAGUAGUUUCUUCCUCCUCCUCCUCUGCUCCCUCUUCCACUGCUGCCUCAGUACUGGUUACUAAUGAUUCUCACCUUUCUAAAUCUGAUAACCAGAGCUCAAUGCAGCCCAACCCCACAGACUCAGAUUCAGAGCCCGUUUAUAGCUGUGGGGAGUGUGGCAAAAGCUUCCCUCACCUUUCAAGCCUUCGCAGGCAUUUGCGCAUGCAUGAGCCAACCACAGCAGGUACUAGCAAUACUGCCACUACUGGCCCAAACCCUGUUCACAUUAAAGCACAGCCUGACCCAAGCCUUCCCCAUUCGACCCAAGAAACUACCCAACCCUCAUCCAAUUCUUGUCCUAGCCCAGACAAAAUAUUUCAUUGCCCUGAUUGUGGCAAAGGCUUUAAGAAAAAAGGGCACCUCCUGCAACAUGGUGUUAUACACUCUUCAGCCCGCCCAUAUGGCUGCUCCACCUGCUCUCGGGCUUUUAAUCGUAGAGAGUCACUGACACGCCAUGAGAAGAUACAUGAGGAAAAGCCAUUCCGAUGUCCCGCCUGUGGUCGUUCCUUCCGUGAGAGCACCUCUCUACUCAACCAUGCUGCCUCAGGCACCUGCGGCAAGCCAGGUAGGGGACCCAAACAACGGGGCAGCAAGACAGGAACUGAUGGCUACCAUGAUGACCACCGUUCUCAAGGUAAUCCAUCUCCAUGCUACUCUGGUGCCUCCCCCUGUGGAAGUGGGAUGGCGGGCCCAGCUCUGAGAAAGGCACCCUUGGCCCCAACACUGCAUCCACACUCACAGAGCCACAGCCAGCACCACCAUCCGCAGCAACAGCCCCACCUGCCCCUUUCUUCUCUACUGGAUGACUCAGAGGAUGAUGUCACUAGCUCUGUCAAUAAUGCAAUCUCUGCUAUAACAGCAGCUAGUAACAGUGGAAAUAGAGGGGAUGAUAGGGGAGACAUCAUAGGAGGUCUACUAGGUGGUCUUGGUUUAGGUCCUCUGGGCUCACCUUCAUCCACAUCUGGUAUGGAUAAGAAUUUCAGAGGUGGUGGGAGCCAGGAGGCUAUGAGCAGCAACCCACAGAAUCCUACUUCCAAACCAAAACGUCCCCGCAAACCCAGAGCUAAGAAAGAUCCUGCAGCCGGUGGACAGCCCCCAAAACGUAGGCAAUACACCCCCAGAAUGGGGCCAAGUGGGCUCCCACGCACACACCUCUGCAGUGUCUGUGGCAAGGGAUUUGCACGUCGCGAGACCCUACGCAGGCAUGACCGCAUCCAUACUGGAGAAAAGCCCCAUCACUGCACUGUCUGUGGAAAGUAUUUCAGAGAGGCUUUUCACCUUAGCAAGCAUCAAACAGUCCACUCUGGGGCAAAGAAUUACAAAUGCAGCAUCUGUGGGAAAGAGUUUGGUUACUCCCAGAGCCUCAGGAGGCACAGCAAACUCCACCAGAAAGGGGAGCUGGAAGAGGUGCCCACAACACCAGCUGCGGAGAACCUUAACAGCUUUAACCCAAACCCUCAAUGUAGCGUGGCCCAAGACAGGAGCCAGAACCAAGCACCAAGCACCUCCUCCUAUUACUCUUACCCCCACUCUCAAGAUGUCAAGCCUCAAGACACCAACCCUCAGCCACAGCCUCCCCCCCCACCCCAACCACAGCCCCCACCUCCGCCUCGGCUCUACACCUGCGCUAUAUGUUGGAAGUCUUUCCGCCAUCACUUCCACCUGACUGCUCAUCACCAAACGGUUCAUGAAGGCGGGGGUGAAAAGCUCUUCUGCUGUGAGGUAUGUGGGAAAGCAUUUGCCUACUCCAACAGCCUCACUCGACAUAGGCAGUCACAGCAUGGGAUGACCCGCGCUGAGCCGUCUAACCCGCAAGAGGGCAGCAGUGGGUCUGGAGACAACAGAGGUGGGAGUGAUGUUAAUCAGUCAACAUCAGAGAGCGAGGCUGCCACCAAUGUCCUGCUACAGAUGGCUCCCUCCACAGAGGGCCAUGGAGGGCAGAGUCUUAGCGUCGUCACUCAUAGCCACCAACAGGCGCCCCCGCAGCCUCCAGCUGGUUACUCUCCACUCUUUUAUGAUGCUGCAGCAGCCCAAUCUUCAACCUCUAAUGCCCCGACUUACUCCCAGCCUCUGCCUCCAAACUCUACAAUCAUGCCCCCUCAGCACCCACACUCCCCAGCCGGGGUGAAAGGAGAGCACAUAUACCCAGCUGGAUCCCGUAGCCGCACGCUGCACACCACAGCCCCGUUCCAGCCCCUCACGGAACUGCCCUCCACUGAACAUCAUCAUCUGCAUCACCAUCAUCAUCACUCCCACCAUCAUCCUCAUCAUCAGUCAGGUACCCAGCCCCACCAACACCUCGACUGCAGCAUCCAGUUGUCAAACGAUGAAAUGAGACGCCACAAGAAGAAAAAAAAAAAGUCCGACAGGAGAGAUUGGAGGGAAAAUAAAUGGGAAUCCCAAGAUUUAGUCAGAUUCGAUGGAAGCAAAAAGAAGAGAAAGAUAAGUUGUACUAUAAGAGGGCAGUUGAAUAAAAAACAAGGCUCUCUUCGUUUGACAAUUAGGCGUGGAGGAGGAUCAGGUGGUGGUGGGUAUAAGCUUGUCAACACUGGGGGAAUGAAGGUGCAGAUCCUGUCGUCUCUCAAGGUCCCUGUGAAACGUUUCGGCUGUCCUAUAUGCCCCAAUUCUGUGUUUUCCCGUAAGGCGGGACUGCUAGUUCACAUGGCAGUUAAACACCCACAAAAAGCCUCGACCACUCAGGAGCGACUAAGCUGCAGUGUAUGCGGGAAGCAGUCUCACAGGCCUUUGGCAGCCUUCGUCCAUCGGGCCUCCCAUCGUGCCAGAGGGACUUUCUCCUGCCGACGCUGCUCCGCUCGCUUCUGGAAUGCUACGCUUCUCCACAGGCACAAGGUGUCCUGCCGCCGCAGGGCUAAAGGACUGCAGAGAGGAGAUGCGAAGAGGCUGAAGCUUUCAAAGAGACCAGGAGAGAGACAGACCUGCGAGGGUCAGGAGGAAAUGCCAUUCUUACAGGGACCAUACAGAUACUGAACAUCCUGGUAUCUGAAAAGAGUGGCAUACAAGAGGGAUAUUUCAGUUCUAAAAUGGGAAAGUGAGAAAAAAAAGGGACAUGAAAAGGCAAAUGCUGCCUUUAGGAGAAUUUGUCUCAUGUCUCCGUUGACAUCUACUCUGCUGACUAUUAGAAUGAGUGUGUUAACAACUACUGUAGAGCAUCCUAUAUAAUAUCACCAGAAAUUCUUCCAGUUUAUAUUGGAAGGUGUCUACAAAGACUGUUUGCAUAGGAUCAUUAACCCCUUAAGUGCAUUGACACUAUGCUUGGCUGACACUGUGCAGUUAAUAGACAAGUUUAGGUGAAAUGACCUGCUAAUGUAUCUUCCCCAUAACUAGAAUCCCUGCUACACCUUUUGCUGUAUGAUAAACGUCUCUGCUGUGUACUUUGUCUUGUUGUUGUUCACGUAGAGGCUCUGAGGAUUUUUUUAAAAUGUAAAGUGCAUUUAUUAGGAGUAGGGACAUGGGGACAAAGACCUUUGUUGAUAGUUUGUCAGUGCAUGUUUGUUCUCUGGUCAAGUUUUUUGCUGAGGUUGUGAAAUCACUCCUACAGUAUGUGAUGGUUUAUUCAGUAUAUCCCCAGAAGUUUGUAGUGUAAAACUUGAUUUGAAAGUUACUCUAUAUUCCCUAGUGAUUUAAUCACAUAUAGAUAAAAUGUCAAAGUUGCUGGUAAUUAGCAUUACAAGGAUCCCUCUCCUGCCAAAAUGAAGAAACUUACAAAAAGCCUUGCUUAUUAUGUUCACUUUACUUCAUUUAUUUGAGAUAUUCUUAGCUUUUAUACCAAGAGAUUGAAAACAGGUUAAACAAGUGGACUGUAACACAUGUUUAUCUCAUGUUAUUUGUAUGCUCUUUUUAGCAGUGAUUAUUUCUACAGUACUUCACGGUGUGUUAAAGACAAGGACCUAUCAUAAUAGAAACAAAAAUAAUAUUCCAUGUAUUUAUGUGUGUAACCCAAUCAGUCUUCAUGCCAAUCUUAUACUUAACCCCUUCUACAUUUUACUUUUUGCUGAGUUGCAAUCAUAUUCUUACUGUCAAGCCUUGUUUUUUUUUCUUUUAAAGAAAAAUAAGUUUUAAGUACAUAUUGUCACUUUAUUCACAUAUGAAAUGUUCAUACCCCUGUCAAGCCUUGUUUUUUUUUUCUUCUAAAGAAAAAUGAUAGUUUUAGUAGAUUUCUAUCACAUUAUUUACUGAGAAGUCAGUAGUUGAUUAUAUUUCAGCAAUGAAUAAACCUUAAGUGUAAUCA